UAGAAGUUUUAAGGAGGGAGUUUUAGCGGUAGUCUAUAUAGAUAUAAGUGUAUACACUUAUGUGAUAUUGAUAAUUAUUAUAAAAACAGAUGAAUAAUAAUUGUAGUAAUUCAUAUCUAGUAACACUCAAAAAUGAAAGAUGUUAUAGAUGUUUUGGCAAUGCAGCGUGAAAAGAGGAAUACUUUACAAAAAAGUAUUACCAUUGAUUACACAGCUGCUAAUGAUAGUUUUACUGUAUCAAGGUUUAUAUUUGAAUGUGGCAUCAAGUUAGAUGCACAUCCCUUAACGAUUGCCACUGCUGCUGUCUUAUUUCAUAGAUUUGUCAGAGAAGCAACACCUCAAGGCUAUGACUUAUAUUUAAUUGCGGCAACUUGCUUGUAUCUUGCCGGUAAAAUAAAAGAUGAUGUUUUAAAAAUCAGAGAUGUCAUGAAUGUUGCAUCAAAUACACUUCAUAGAGGAUCUCAACCUUUAGAGCUUGGUGAUCAGUAUUGGAGUUUUCGUGAUGCUAUAGUCCAAGCGGAACUUUUAAUUAUGAGAAUGCUUAAAUUCCAAGUGGUUUUUGUUCAUCCUCAUAAGUAUUUACUUCAUUAUUUACGGUCAUUACAAGCUUGGUUUGGGGAAGAAGAAUGGUCUAAAUAUCCAGUAGCAAAGACAAGCUUAGCAUUACUACAAGAUUUUCAUCAUACACCAAUGAUUUUAGACUACCCACCGAACUUUAUUGCUAUAGCUUGUAUCAAUUUAGCUCUACAAAUAUAUGGUGUUGUUGUACCAUUGAUGGAUGAAUGUGAUCAGCUUCCAUGGUUUAAUGUAUUCUGCAGAGAACUUACAAGAGAAAAGCUUUGGGAGAUAAUGGAGAAAAUUAUGGUGGCAUAUGAUCCUGAACCAGAAACUCGAGACAAUUGUUAAGUUGUUAAAUGCAUCAUUAUUAUAUGCUAAUAUUUACCAUUACCACAUUCAAAGGAACUUUAGUCAUUAAUAUUUUUAAUUAAAUUAACAGUUUGUAAUAUCACAUUGACAAUAUUGCUGAAAUAUACUUUCAUAAAUUUUUAUAAAGAAUAUUUUCUUCAAGUUUUUACAGGUCAAUAACACACAAUACAUUCUCGAACAUAAAAACAGUUUUUCAAUGUAUAUUUUUUAUUUUUCAUAAAAGAUCAAGUUUUUGCAGUAU
Messenger RNA from Chelonus insularis, 1168 nucleotides. It is a transcript of the gene koko, whose product is annotated as cyclin-Q. Lineage: Eukaryota; Metazoa; Arthropoda; Insecta; Hymenoptera; Braconidae. Gene Ontology annotation, biological process: regulation of transcription by RNA polymerase II. The transcript is spliced from 6 exons. Gene Ontology annotation, molecular function: cyclin-dependent protein serine/threonine kinase regulator activity. Bases 133 to 906 code for a protein of 257 amino acids. Gene Ontology annotation, cellular component: nucleus. The record is from RefSeq and is a predicted model, not a curated record.